AUGGAAAGGGCUCAGUUUCUGCCAUUCAAGAAGAAUACAGGUGUUCAACUUGGCCUGGGAAUCAGAAAUCCAGCCAUAUAUGUCGCAACCGCAGACAAACAACGACAAACGAAUAAUUUGAAGUGGGUGUUUGGAGAGGUUGAUAGUUUCGAGGAACACAAGCAUUUGGUCUUGACUGCUGGACCCAAACAGAAGUUUUUGGACAGCGAAAAUGACGGAACGCAUGAUCGGGACAUGACCAAUGCCGAACUCGAGGGCGAUGACAUAUUGCUGACUUCAACAAGUGAUAGCGAUGUUGAUGAUUAUAGCUCUUGUGAGGUAAACUCGGAACUGCGCAGUAUGGCGCCUUUGGAUAGCCCCAAUACAUUGAAGAUUUUUAGAGACGUUAAACUUAUGACUGAUCAUAGCUACGAAAUCAAAGUCGGCUCUUCUAUUGCGCCACACAAUUAUUUGCCCGGUCAGAUUCUUAGCACUGUAGAAUCCUCAAACACAGAGAGCGCUUCAAAGAAACUGGGAGAUCAAAAACUUGGGCAAAGUUUCUUCGCCUCAUCGACGUACGGCAAGUCGAGAACAAGUCUAUCACAAUUUCAGAUAUUUGAUCCCACCAAUAUUACCAAUCUUACUAUGGGCCCCAUACAUACCACGACAGACUUGCGCAUGAACAAAGACGCUCAGCAUAUCGUCGCAUUUGCAUCUGGUGAAACAGGCAGUAUAUUAAGCAUAGGCGUCGUGGACAAAACGAGAGCUAGCACUACUCUUGAAUUUGUUGGUGAUAUUUCAAGAUACAAUUUGCAUUCAGAGAUAAAAAAUAUUGUAGUGCCAGGCUUUUCCACGGCAUUAAACAGGGCUUCUGAUAUACUUGCAGUAAUCACAGCAAAUUCUCUUACCGUCUUCAAAGUUAAGUCGAUAGAAUGUUCUGGCGGCUGCUCUUCAAUCGAAAGGUUAGAUCCUUUAGGGUUCAGUGCUUUUGAAGACUUUGCUUUUGUUGACAUCGCGUUCAACCCUUGGGACUUCAACGAAUUUGCCAUCAUUGACACUAAAGGAAAUUGGAGCUCAGGAGAUAUAGUUAAAAAGGGACAGCGCUUUUCUAGACUUCGAUUGUCAAUGAACAAACGAGGCACUGUCUAUGAUCCAGAAGAGCUUUCUUCGUGGCGGAGGCUCGAAUGGGGUGCGCAAUACUUCUGUCUGCUCGCCAUCAGUAGGUCAAAACUUAUUGAGUUGAACUUGAAAAACCGUUCGCAGUUAGAAAUAAUUCAGGCUAACUCCUGGUCGUCAUUGCGAGAUUUCAAGCGCGUCAGUGACCAGUUUGCGGUCUUGACCACAAGCAAAGAGAUCAUCUUAAUGAAUUUUAAAAACAGUGAUAUUGAGCGCGUUGUGUCUUGGAAGCAUUCUUUGGAUCCACAGGAUGUGACGAUCAGAUCAGAGGUUCGUGCAGUCAGUGGUGUUGAAUGGGGUAGUAGGUGCGAUGAACUAUUUUUCAUUUUCGUAUUCUCCAGCUUAAGACCUCAAAUACUAUUGCAUGUUUUUUCCAGAACCGACUCAAUGUUUCAAUCUGUGGGCAAAUCAUCUUUGUUGGAAGUUGAGGGGUUUCGCUCUGGUAUUGACCACGUUGUUAUUCCUCAGACUUUGAUAGUCUCUAAUGGCAACAUGGGGAAUGACCCUAGCGAAGCGAAACCAGGGUUUUUUAGUCUCGUUAGAGAGUGUGGUAGUAGCACAAUUUGGAAGAUACUUUUGUCUGCUGGCGACGUCCCUUCGAGCCAUACAAAUUUGGACCAAGAAAAGCAUACUGCUAGCGAUAUGGACUCCAUGAUGAUAGCGAGUGUUCCUCAUAGAUAUGUUACGCUUAAUUCCCAAUUACCCAAAAGCGUUGUAGACCAUGACCCUUCAAAAGAAGAAGCCGCGUUUCAACAAUACGGAUAUCUACUUUCGGAGGGAAUGAAUAAGCUACUGACGGCGUGGGCACAAGAGUCGACAAACGAGAUGAGCACUCGCGGGGUUGAGUCUUUUUCUCUCGACGAACUAGCACAUACAGUUGGCUAUGUAGAAAGUUUGGAAGAAUUUGGAUCGCUACUCCGGCAAUUUCAAGAUCACUACAAAGAACAACAGGUCUGGUUCACGGAACUAUCAACAAUUUCAUCUUCGCUCAUUCGCGAAAACGUCGCAGAUUUGGGCCUUCUUUACACCAGAUUAUUACAGUGCUGGAAUUUUGGGCUCCCGGACGAUGAGCACGCAGUCCGGGAGAUGUUGAAAACUGUAAUUUUGAAGAACACAGGAAUAUGCAGCUUAUCACAGCUUUCAUUGGCAAAUGAGAGCGUUUAUGAGGAACUGUCUAAUGAGGAUCGUGAAUUAUUAGAUGUGUGGGAUGAUGCUGAUAUCGACACCAAGGUUGUUGAACCUUCGCCUCUGGAGCUCAAAUCUGAUCUGCACACACAACACUUUCAGAUUCCUCCUUUUGUCAAGUCAUCUCAGAAUAGUCCACCCAAGUUGCGGAGACCUAAGGAUAAAAGAGCAUCUCGUAUCUCUCAAGUAGCAUCACAACCUACAUUGAGCACGACCAACUCUGUGAAUUCUCAGGUUUCUGCUGUCGCUAACCCGACGAACGUUUUGCCAGAUACAAUGACUCCAGCAUUUUCGUUAACAUCUGCUUCGCAGCCAGUUCCGACGUUGUCACAGUCCCUAAGCUCGCAACGGCUCAAGAAAAAGAAAAAAAGGCUUGGAGGGUUUGGCUAG
Molecule: messenger RNA, 2730 nt
Organism: Lachancea nothofagi CBS 11611
Lineage: Eukaryota; Fungi; Ascomycota; Saccharomycetes; Saccharomycetales; Saccharomycetaceae
Source: the annotation of a GenBank genome assembly